AUGGCAACUUUCCUUGCCCUGGACACCUACGAAGUCCUGCCACGUGGUGCUAGGUCGACGACAAAGAAAAUGUCUCUCGCAGGAGUAGACGGCGAGGCCGCAGUCGCAAAGACCGCAGCCGCAGCCGGGAUCGCAGAGACCGGAAUCGUCGGGAUCGACGCAGACCAUCACGUUCUCGAUCUCGAGACAGAGAUCGAAAACGUCACGAGAAGGAGAAGAGCGACGGAAGCCCAGCAAAGCAGGUGCAGGAAGGCACAAGUUCGAGGUGACGGAGGUGUUGAGGCUUCGUCCGCUUCCCCCAUGUGCCAGCUCCAGCAAGACAUCCAGCGGCAACUUUUAGAGGAACAGGAAAGACAAGAGAAGCAGCGGCAGCAUGAGCUCAAACUUCAGAAGGAACUUGAAGAAGAGCACAAGGAACUUGAGCUGCUUUGCGAGCAGUCACAGCAUGCGCCGCAGGACGUCCCGCUACACACAAGCCAGUCUGUUUUCGAAGGAUCGGGGGUGGCUCGAGACCCGGUUGCGGCCGACCCACACCCAGAAGAGAAGCUGAAACUUGCCGACGACGGAGGAGCAAAAGGAGAUCAAGAGCAGGAUUUGGCCGAGGGAAGGACAGGCGAGAUUGAUGGAAGCAUCGCCGAGGAACAAAAAGCCAGGAUCCAGACGAAAGGAGACUCCGGGCAUGACAAGAUGAGGACAGAUGACGUGCAGCAAGAAGGCCAGCAGCAGUCAGAGGGCGUACAAACAGCAGCAGCGAAAGAGACGGCCAAGCUUAACUCAAAGAGCAAGGACAAGAAACCGGACGUGGAUAAGACGAAGGACAAGGACUGUUACGCAGAAGGUGCCAAAGAUAAGGGCAAGCAGAAAGACAAGGAGAAGAAGAAGGAGGACACGGCAGAAACGGGGGGCAAAGAGGCGAAGAAAGCGGAGACGAAAGACAAGGAGAAGAAAAAGAAGGAGGACACGCCAGAGACGGGGGGCCGUGAGGCGAAGAAAGCGGAGACGAAAGACAAGGAGAAGAAAAAGAAGGAGGACGAGACGGGGGGCAGAGAGGCGAAGAAAGCGGAGACGAAAGACAAGGAGAAGAAAAAGAAGGAUGACACGCCAGAGACGGGGGGCAGCGAGGCGAAGAAAGCGGAGACGAAAGACAAGGAGAAGAAGGCCAAGGAGGAUGCGAAGGACAAGCAGAAAAGAAAAGAUGAGACAAAGGAGAAGGAAAACGUCAAUGAGGAGACAAAGGAGAAGGACAAGAAAAAGGAGGCGACGAAGGAAAAGAAGAAGAAGGAAGAGACAAAAGAGAAAAAACAGGAUACAUCGGACAAGAAGGAACCAAAGCAAAUCAAGGGGAAGACAGAGCAGCGCGAGAAGGAGAAGACGAAACAAGAUGGUGAGACCCCGAAGGAUAAGGAUCAGCAAAGCGAGCAUGCCAAGGAUACAGGUGCCAAAAAGAGAAAGAAGGAUGCAACCACAUGA
Molecule: messenger RNA, 1470 nt
Organism: Symbiodinium sp. CCMP2592
Lineage: Eukaryota; Dinophyceae; Suessiales; Symbiodiniaceae
Source: the annotation of a GenBank genome assembly